This is a messenger RNA of Guyanagaster necrorhizus, 360 nucleotides long. RefSeq lists its product as uncharacterized. Gene Ontology annotation, biological process: cellular heat acclimation. The transcript is spliced from 3 exons. The record is from RefSeq and is a predicted model, not a curated record. Gene Ontology annotation, molecular function: transcription corepressor activity. Lineage: Eukaryota; Fungi; Basidiomycota; Agaricomycetes; Agaricales; Physalacriaceae. Bases 1 to 360 code for a protein of 119 amino acids. Gene Ontology annotation, cellular component: cytosol; nucleus.
AUGGCAUCAUCUGCUUUGCCGCUGAAAGUAAACCCUCCUGCAACACCGAAAGCAACGCCAAAGACCCAAGAGAAGGAAAAGGACGCAACGCCAGUGCCAGCGGAUCCAAAAGCACCGGCGGGAGCAGUGAAGGAUAUAUCUAGCCCUCAUGAACUGACCGCUUUUGUCGAGACGUUACUGGAGAAUCUGGACGCAAAGUUCGACGAGAUGUCGACACAAAUUCUAGAUCGCAUGUCGCAAAUGUCAACAAGGGUAGACGCUCUUGAAGCCUCUAUUCAAGAUAUAAUAAACGGCGAUAUCAGUGUGCCGCAAUCUCCUUCGCCUGGCCCUGGCGUCCGAAGGAGCGAUAGCGGGAAUUAA